Messenger RNA from Cyphellophora attinorum, 1704 nucleotides. RefSeq names its product putative permease. The coding region runs from base 1 to 1704 and encodes 567 amino acids. Gene Ontology annotation, molecular function: nucleobase transmembrane transporter activity. NCBI's taxonomy places the organism in Eukaryota, Fungi, Ascomycota, Eurotiomycetes, Chaetothyriales, Cyphellophoraceae. The record is from RefSeq and is a predicted model, not a curated record. The transcript is spliced from 3 exons. Gene Ontology annotation, cellular component: plasma membrane. Gene Ontology annotation, biological process: nucleobase transport; transmembrane transport.
AUGGAGAAUCUCAGACAGCGAACACAGCGAGUGACCGAGAACGUCAAAUCCAAGCGAUCCAAGGAGGGCUGGGUAUUGCCCAAGACUGCGGUCACCUUUGCCGAUGAGAACACAUGGAGCAACAUUGACAGCGAUGUCACCCCUCUCGAGCGAAGGACGUGGACUUCUUGGACAAUCUUGGGCUUUUGGCUGAGUGAUGCCCUGUCUGCUCAGUCCUGGGCCGGAGCAAGCGCUGUCAUUGCUGUUGGUCUCACAUGGAGAGAGGCAGUGUACUGUCUCGUGCUGGGGACUUUCACCGUUACCAUCCCGCUCGUCCUCAACGGUGCCGCUGGUGCUGAGUUACACGUCCCAUUCCCAGUCGUCGCAAGAUCCAGCUUCGGCUUCUACUUUUCGCGCUUCGCCGUCAUCAUUCGUAUGGUCACUGCGUUGUUCUGGCAUGCGAUCCAAACCUACUCUGGUUCGACAGCCAUGACCCAGGUCAUUCGGGCUAUCUGGCCAUCCUAUCUCGAGAUACCUAAUCACCUACCUGCCUCAGCUGGAAUCACAACGCAGCAGAUGAUCUCACACUUCAUCUUCUGGUCGGUCCAAUUCCCGAUCUUGCUGAUUUCGCCGCACAAGUUGAAGUGGUUCUUCGUCUUCAAAGCUGUGAUUGUGCUGCUUGCCGCAUUCGGUACUGUUAUAGGAAUGACACAGCUUGCUGGAAGUGCUGGUGAUAUCUGGAGUCAACAACCUACCGUCCAUGGUGCCACAAAAGCUUGGCUCAUUGUCUCAUCGAUGAGCUCUAUGACUGGAGGAUGGGCUACUAUGGCGACCAACGUUGCCGACUUCACAAGAUACCUGAAGCAGUCCCGAGGAGUGUACUGGCAAGUGUUGUUUGUGCCAAUCAUCAUGACACUACUUGGAGUCUUCGGCAUAAUUGGAACAAGUGCGGCAAAAGUCGUGUAUGGCGAGUACAUCUGGGAUCCGCUGGCUCUUGCGUCCAUGUGGGACGGUCCCGGCGGUCGUGCUGCAGCUUUCUUCGUCGGCGUGAGCUGGUGUAUUGCUCAGAUCGGAACGAAUCUGUCAGCGAACGUUAUUUCUUGCUCCAACGACAUGGUGAGCUUGUUUCCGAAGUACCUCAACAUCCGAAGAGGCGUCAUAAUCACCACUGUCACCGCUGGCUGGAUAAUAGUCCCAUGGAAGAUCAUCUCGUCUGCAGCCUCGCUGUUGAAUUUCAUGGCCUCGCUGGGCUGUUUCCUGGCGCCACUUGCAGCAAUCCUUGGUGCUGAUUACUGGUUCGUCAACAAAAAGGCAAUUGACGUGCCAGCGUUGUACCGUCGCUACGGACGUUACCGAUAUGGGAACAAGGCCGGUACAAAUUGGCGCGCGGUCAUUGCGUUGCUGGUCGGUGUUGUACCAAACCUUCCAGGUCUUGUUCACGCAGUCAACCCAUCGAUCGAAAUUGGAGGUGCCAGCCACAUCUAUGCGAUGUUCUACCUCUAUGGCUUUAUUUCGACAUUCGUGGUAUAUAUUGCCUUGUCGAAGCUGUUCCCGAGCGAGAGCACGCUCCUCCCAGCGCCCAUCUUUGAGGACAUUGUCAUUGUCGAUGGCGUCGAGAAAAUCAACGACGGAGUUACCUCAGUCGCGCCAGUGGAUAAGUUGGGUGUAAGCGUCGACGUUCGUGGCGCAGAGUCGGAGGAGAAAAGGGCUUUCUCAGUUGUGUGA